Molecule: messenger RNA, 624 nt
Organism: Ornithodoros turicata
Lineage: Eukaryota; Metazoa; Arthropoda; Arachnida; Ixodida; Argasidae
Exons: 2
Coding region: 1-624 (207 amino acids)
Molecular function (GO): nucleic acid binding
Source: RefSeq, a predicted model, not a curated record
AUGACCAGUAGCAUCUUCAACGACAUCCUACGGAAGUUCGACCAGUCGCUUCAAGCAGAAAACAAGCGUGCUCCGCUACUUGCGGACAACGCUGGUAGGCUGCAACCUCUGGAUGCUGGCAUCAUUCGAGCAGCGAAAGCAUCUUACAGAACUGAACUUGUUCGCCACUACCUCGCCUGUGCCGAAGACAAAAAGCCGCAGACUGUUGAUCUCCGUUGGAGUCUACUUGCCAUCGCGCGAUCGUGGGACAAGGUGAACUGUAAUAUUAUUAAGAACUGUUGGUGGUACACUGGGAUUCUCCCUCAAGCCAUGGAACCUGACGAUGAGGAUCCCCUUGAUGCCAUUCCACUUGCACAGCUCAAGAGCCUGCAGGCCAAAGGCAGUUUUCCGAGUAGCGAUUGUGCAGCUCAAGCAUAUCUUGGUGUCGACAGCACUGAAGACGUCGCAAAAGUAGUUUCUGAUGAUAAUAUUUUGGAGCUUGUCACUCCUACAGAUGAAACAAAUGGGGCUGCUCGGCCGGAUGAAGACUCCGAAGAGGUAUGUGAAACGCUACUCGUUGAUGCGAAGGACUCCGGUGAAGCGAGGGAUUUGAAGUGCUUAUGCAAGAAUUCAUUGCCUAAUUAA